UUGAUUUUUGUCAUCGCUAUUUGAUAGUUUUCCAAUGAACUUUUAUAUUGUAAAUUAAGCUCAAGUCACGUGAAGCUGACGAAGGCAUAUUUCGAUAACUCUACAAGGUUGUUCCUGUUUGGGUAACAACAUGACGGAGCCCUUGAGGGAUAAUUCUGCUUUCUCGGCUUCGGUUCUACGUUUGCAAAAUCGUUUGGCAUUUUUUCAACGUGGCCGUCAGGCGAUCUUGGAUUAUAUAUCUACACACAUUGUGUUACGAUGGAUAUAUUUUGUGAUUCUUUUCUACGUAUUUUGGUACCGCGUCAUUGCUUACGCUAGUCAUUUUGUUAUCGCAUAUAUGUACGCAGUUUAUGCGCUUAAUUCUGUGAUUCGUUUCUUAACACCAUUGGAUUUUCAGGAUCUUUGUGCAGCUCACGAGGCUGCUCAUGGUGGUACUAUAUUACCCUCUAGUGAGGGUAAUCGUACUGAAAUAACUCUUGAGAAGAUGCGUCAUCCGGAUACAGUUUAUGAAUUUAGGCCAUUUUUGCGUGAUAUGAACGAGUUCACAUUUUGGCUAUGUUUGGUCCGGGCAACAUACGUUGCUUUGUUUUGUAUGUUAUUUGACGCAUUGGACGUUCCAGUAUUUUGGCCAUUAUUGGUUGUUUAUUUCGUUGGUCUGUUUGCUCUUACUAUGCGUGAGCAGUUGGAGAACAUGAUUAAAUAUAAGUAUGUUCCCUUUAACAUUGGUAAGCGUACCUAUGGUUCGAUAACUCGUCAAGCCAGGUAGUUCUGUAGCUUCUAUAAAAACAAAUCGGCUUUAUACCGUUGAGCACAUAAAAUAUGUGUUGCGGCA
Molecule: messenger RNA, 832 nt
Organism: Babesia bovis T2Bo
Lineage: Eukaryota; Apicomplexa; Aconoidasida; Piroplasmida; Babesiidae
Product: Rer1 (ER retrieval) family protein
Exons: 1
Coding region: 131-766 (211 amino acids)
Biological process (GO): retrograde vesicle-mediated transport, Golgi to endoplasmic reticulum; protein retention in ER lumen
Cellular component (GO): Golgi membrane
Source: RefSeq, a predicted model, not a curated record